AUCACCCACCUCAGCACCCAAUAAUUAACUCUCUCUCUCUCUCUCUCUGUGCAAAUAAAAAUGGCCCAAAACAAAGAAACUCGGUUUCUCUUUGACUCUUCCAUCAAGUUGGAGGUCCAGCCUUGCACGGUAGUUGGCACUAUUCUACGUUUUGUCUAAGUAUAAAAUAUGAGGAGGUGACAAUUCGGCAGCCAUUUUCGGAAAUUUUUUUGGCGUGGCAAUUUCAGAAAAAACAGCACCAAGAUUUUGGAGGGAGCAAGCAGCAUUCAUUAUCAGCGAGAAAUAGAGAGGGAAAAGGAGUUGUACUGUUUUGAAAGCGAUUUGAUGGUUCUUUCUUCUCAAUAUUCCGCAUUUCUAAUUGCCAAAUGUGCAGCUGGGAUUGCCGGCAAUAUCUUUGCUUUUGGGCUGUUUGUUUCACCCAUGCCCACAUUCAAAAGAAUCAUCAGAAAUGAUUCAACUGAAGAGUUCUCAGGGCUGCCAUAUAUAUAUGCCCUUUUGAACUGCAUGAUCAGCAUGUGGUAUGGAUCGCCUCUUAUAUCUACUGAUAACAUAUUGAUUCUUACAGUCAAUUCAGCUGGUGCAGUGUUUCAAUUUGUCUACAUAACCCUCUUCAUAAUCUAUGCUGAGAAACCAAAAAAGGUGAGGAUGCUGGGAUUGCUGGUAGCAGUUUUUGGUCUAUUUGCAAUCAUAGUCGUUGGGAGCUUGCAGAUAUCUGACCAUUUUCUCCGACAGACAAUCGUUGGAUUGCUUAGCUGUUUUUCUCUUAUAUCAAUGUUUGCUUCUCCAUUGUUUAUAAUAAACUUGGUGAUCCGUACAAAGAGUGUUGAGUACAUGCCAUUUUAUCUCUCCCUUUCCACCUUCCUAAUGAGCACCUGUUUCCUUCUGUAUGGAAUUUUUAAUUACGAUCCGUAUGUUUAUGUUCCUAAUGGGAUAGGAACAAUUUUGGGAAUUGUACAAUUGGCAUUGUACUUUCACUAUCAUCGUUCAUCAAAAGAAGACUCCAGAGAACCCUUGAUAGUUUCGUAUGCAUAAACAAGUUUGACAACAAGGAAAGACGAAGUAAGAACAAAAAUGUUAUCUUGAGAUGAUAAGGCAACAUGAUUGAAGUGAAGCGUGGUGCUGAUUACCAACUUGAGACAUAAGUUAUAUUCUUCAGCCUUUCAAGCUCCUGGGUGCCUGAUUUGUCAGCCUCCGGCCUACCUCCAUCUUACUUUGCCUAUAUGUGAAACUGCAACCACGUGUACCAUAGAUACUUACAAAGAUGUCCUCCCUUUCCAUCUGUAGCAUUCAUGCAAUUGUCCAAGAACAAAAGUUUCUCAUCUCACCGAGUCAAAAUCUGUAUGUAAAGCCUUUUUUAUAUGGCUUCAGCAGCUUUGCUGUAAAGAGAGGUCAAGUUCCAAAAAUGAAAUUUGUCUUCCCUUAUUUGUUCAAUAUACUAGUACUGGUGGUUUCCAUUUA
Molecule: messenger RNA, 1458 nt
Organism: Rosa rugosa (rugosa rose)
Lineage: Eukaryota; Viridiplantae; Streptophyta; Magnoliopsida; Rosales; Rosaceae
Product: bidirectional sugar transporter SWEET2-like
Exons: 7
Coding region: 325-1032 (235 amino acids)
Biological process (GO): carbohydrate transport
Cellular component (GO): membrane
Molecular function (GO): sugar transmembrane transporter activity
Source: RefSeq, a predicted model, not a curated record